Messenger RNA from Sesamum indicum (sesame), 1491 nucleotides. RefSeq lists its product as uncharacterized. Lineage: Eukaryota; Viridiplantae; Streptophyta; Magnoliopsida; Lamiales; Pedaliaceae. The record is from RefSeq and is a predicted model, not a curated record.
AAUAUUUAAUAACCCUUUGCUUUUCAGAUUUCGAUCAUUGGAUUCGCACAAGAAUGCACAAGUUUGGUCACUCAUUCUGCACCAGCUGGUUUUAGCUAGAUCGGCAGAUCCAUGUGUAGUUGGCCCGCAAAACCCUCGGAUAAUCACUCCGUUAUCAACCGGAUAAUGCUCAGAUUCCGGCCGAUUGCGCCGAAGCCUCUAGGUGUGGAAACGGCCUCCAGCACGGCCGAGCAGGAUAGAGGAAACGGCGCCGUCAGGAGAACUAAGCGGAAGUAUGUUAGGGUUCGUGGUAGGCAAAGUAGACAGUGCGCCAGGGAGAAAAUAACGGAAGAGAAAAGAAGUUCGGCGCCGGAAACCUCGGGUACCGGUGACGAGUCGUCGCCGGAAAAAGAACCGGUGACUCUUCAGCUACUGCCUGAGAGAUCUGAAAGUACUGAUCGCAACAGCUACAAUAAUAGUCCGCAAAAUAUUGAGGAAAACCGGAGUAUUAUUAUAAAUAGAUACAACGUAGAUGAAAACGUUAACUACGACGUGACGACGGCGGAUUCCGGUGGCGGAGGGGUGGCUUUGGGGGGCGCCGGAUCCGUGAUAGAGACGUGGAUAAUCGUCGAGUGCGUGACGGAUAAGUGUAGUGGAGUAGGGUUAGGGUUUUCAGAUAAUGAAAAGAUCUACAAUCUCGAGAAGGACACGUGUCCGGGUUUCAUAUCAGACUGGACGAAUAAGGUGAUUUGGGUCAACGAAGCCUACAAAAAAAUGGUGGCGGAGGAGGAAGAAGACGCGGCGGCGGCGGGUAAAGGGUUUCUAGUGUGGUUGGUGGUGAAAGAAGAUUUACCCCAUUUAUACCCUUCAUUUGCAUGCAGAUUGAGGGUAAUUCAGCAGAAAGGGCGAGGGCACAAAUGGAAUAAGACAGUGCCAUGCGAUGUUUGGAGGAUGGAAUUUGCUGGGUUUGCAUGGAAAUUGGACGUAAACACUGCUCUGAGUUUAAGCCUUUAGCUUGAUGGUAUGACAGACAUCCAUCCACCAUAAUUUCGCAAUAAUACCAGGCUGCUGAGGAUGAUAUUGUGGUGGGUGUAGGCGUAGCUGGUUGUUUGUAGGGCGACGUCGAACCAAGAUCGAUGUGCUCUGCUGCAAGAGUCCUAAUUAGUAUAUACAGCCGAUCUCUCGCUCCAUGCAUAUUCUGCUCAUCAACUAUAUAUAUGUGAUUGUGGGUGGUUAAUUAGCAAUUUCACAAAUAAAAGAGUUACCCUUUUAUUUAAGGAAUGUUUGGAAAUUAAAAGAGAGUAUUACAUCACAAUCAAUGAUGUACAGAAAGAGGUGAUGUACUCCCAAUGCCCAAUUGUAAACAUUUGGCUGCUUGCUUCUUUUUGCUGACUCCGUCAAUCACAUUCAUGCUGCGGUUCAUUGAAUGCAGUUUUGUAUUACUCAGUAAACACAACUCCUUAUCAAAAUAAAUGUACAUGAUCUCAUUAAUUAUUGGCAUGAUUAGUAAUA